Molecule: messenger RNA, 1935 nt
Organism: Cladocopium goreaui
Lineage: Eukaryota; Dinophyceae; Suessiales; Symbiodiniaceae
Source: the annotation of a GenBank genome assembly
AUGGCCAAGGGUAGCAUUGCAUCAAGUCUUGCGGAGUUGGAAGGCAAGAGCCAGCCAAUCGACCCUGUUUCCUGUGACAGUCUUGCUGCUGUCUACCGAAAUUCCGAUAGUGCAACCUGGAGUGAUGAGCUUGAGGCUGUGAUUUCAGAGAUGGGCGGUGAGCAGCAUGCAUCCUUGGUUGAGAAUGCCAAAGGCCACCCAAAGUUCAAGGACUUUUUGCUAGUAUUUCUUGCUCAGCCUGGAAUUGAAUCGUCACUCGAUUCUUCUGAGUGCCAGUUUGGCGAGUGUCAAGAGACACAGGCCGAGGACCUUUUCGAAUUUAUGAAGUGGCUGGUUGCAAAUGGAGAAGAACAUGAUGCAUCAGCCUCCUCAGCGCCUACUACUUCAGAAGAGAAGGGCGGGAAUGAAGGAAUUGAGAAGACUGAGCUCAAGGGCAAGGUUGAAGAGAUUCCGCUCGCGAACCUUGUGUCGGUAUUCAAUGAUCACAUGAUGUACAUCAACAAGGCCAUUGACCCAGAAGACGAUACAACAGAAUCGCCAGAGUUUAAAGCCUGGCUCCCCAAGUACCAAGCCUACCUUCAAAAAGUGGAGGCAUAUCUUCGCAGUGUCUCAGAGGUAUACCCGACGUUGUUUCAAGACUUCAGAAACUACAUGCUGAACGAGAUUGGCGUGGACCCAGACAUUUGGGCCUUUGGAGACCCUGUUGAGUCGGAAUUGGACAGUGAUCUUCGUGAUUGGCGAAACUUCCUCUCCUCAUCGACAUCAAUGGCAUCUACCUUGACGAUCGAGGUUGGCCGGAUGAUGAAGAUUGCCCAGGGCCACCCCAUCUUUGAUGAUGGCUUUGUCGGCAUAUUUAAAACGACCCAGAAAGAGCCCAACACAGAGACGGAUAAUUUGAUCUUGUUUGAGGAUUGGGUCGGCAGCUUGUCAGGCCCCAUUGGCUUUGACGAAUUCAAGAGCUUGCACCACAAGUUCCCCUUGCCUCCAUGUGAUGGUGCACCGGACAUCAACGAUUUGUUGGAGUCGGCGGCUGAGGUGGUUUACGAGUUCAUGUGCGAAAAAGAGCCAUACAAACGCCGUUUCCUAGAAGAGGCUUUUCCAGAUGAGGAUUGCUGCAUUUUCAAAGAUGCAACAGAGCUCUACACUGACAAAAGGGCUUGUGCUCGCCAUGACAAAGGAGGAGGCUGUCAAUGUGAAAUUCCGGAUGAGCUCCUGAUCCUCACAGCAGGAUUCUCUUGCAAGUCGUUCUCAAAGAUGAAUCCAGAGUAUAGCAACCUUUUGGACGCAAUCCGAACAGACAACAAGGACAGUUCUUCGGCCCAGACUUUCAAUGGUACGUGUAAGGUGCUGGAUGAGACUGAAGUUCAAGCCUUCAUCUUAGAGAAUAUGGACCUCAACGAUGACGAUGACUCCAACCUUGACAAUAUCCUCAAGGCCUUGUCGCAGAUCGGGGGUGGCUUUCGUGUCCGUGCCUUUAAACUGUACAGUACAGACUUCGGUAUUCCGCAGCGUCGCUGCCGACUUUUCUUCAUCGGCUUCUCCGAGAAGUCACAGGGAGAAGCGUCCAUGGCGAAAGUUGAGCAGAUGUUGCGAGGUUUUCGUCUCAAAAGGCAAACACCCGACGCAUUCAUGCUACCUGCCAACCAUCCGGCAGUGGUUGCUGAAUGUGAGCGGCGGGCUGAUGUCAAGCUUGCCCGUGAAUGCCCUGACGAAGAUGAUGAUGGUCAAUCCCCCAAGCGUCGUAAGAGACAGACCGAAAAGGAACCCCAUGACUCCUUGGUCGAAAAGGAGACUGUCAAGUGGAAGUCACUUCACAUUGAAAUGGCUGAGAAGAGACACAAGGCUGAAUCGACUGAACUGAGCUUCACUGAAGUAAGAAAGAAAGUUAAAGAAAGUAUUUUUUGUGAAAUCCCGACGACGACAAACGACAAUUGA